AUGGACGCAGCGUUCGUUAAUGCCAGUGCGCUACAUGUAAGAGCUGUAGCUGAUAAGAUAUUACCCACCCCUCUUGCCCCGCACAUGUCGAUCUCAGAAGACAAACGUCUGUUGCAAGACGUCCGUCUGCUGUGCGACGUACGUCGUUACCACGCGUACGCGGCUCUGAACGCGAAGAACCAACUGCGCGCGCCCAGCGAGUGGGGCGUGGUCUUGAGGCCGGAGGCGGAGCCUUUGAUUGGCAGCACGGCGGGCGGAGCAGAGCAAGAGAGGCGGCGCCUGGAAGGGGGCGGGGCCGCUUCAGGGGCGGAGUUAGAAGGGGCGGGAGAGGGUGGAGGCAGGACGACGGAUAAAGGGGGCGGAGGAGGCGAAGCGGAACAGUUACGGUGCCUCGCAUGCGAUUCGGAACGGGUGCGCAGCUGUUGGGUCACCGCGAUGAGGCUGGCAAAGUCAUAA
This is a messenger RNA of Acanthoscelides obtectus, 456 nucleotides long. The record is from the annotation of a GenBank genome assembly. NCBI's taxonomy places the organism in Eukaryota, Metazoa, Arthropoda, Insecta, Coleoptera, Chrysomelidae.